AUGAAAAAUUAUAAUAACAAUACAGCACACUUGAAAGCAUUGCAAGCAGAGAUUUCAAAAAAGAAAUUCAUUAGGAGGUAUUUAUGUAAAAAGAUAGUUGAAGAUAGAAUUGAAGACCAAUAUAAUAAAAAAGAACAAGAACAAAAAGAGAUUGAACAAAAGUUAAAACUUGAGCAAGAACAAAAAGAGAUUGAAUUAAAAAAACAACAACAAUCACUUUUAACAGAGGAACAAAGAUUACAACAAGAACAACAAGAGAUGGAACAACGUCAAAAAACAAUUACUCUAAAAAGAGAAAAGUUACAAAAGAAAGUUAAUUCAUUAAAAGAUUUACAACAACAACAACAAUCAAAAAUUAUUGUUCAAAAAGAGAUACUUGAAACAUUAGAAUCAAAUAAAAAUACAUUAUUCCUUUUAUUAAAAACUGUUAUGGCCGAAGAAAGAAGACAAACCGAAAUUCAAAAAGCAUUAUUCUUAAAAAAGCAACAACAGCAACAACAACAAUUUUUAUAUCAACAACAACAGCAACAACAACAGCAACAACAGCAACAACAGCAACAACAACAACAACAACAACAUGACCAACAACAACAACAACAUGACCAACAACAAGACCAACAAAAACAACACGAUCAACAACAACAUCAAGAGCAACAACCACAACAACAACAAUUUAAUAAUAAUCCAAAUUUUAAUGGUAAUACUACUAAUAACAGCAAUCAAUUCAUGAAUGGUCAAAACAUACAAUUCAAUAAUAAUGAUAUUCAUCAAUCACAACCACAACCACAAUCACAACCACAACCACAACCACAACCACAACCACAACCACAACCACAACCACAACCACAACCACAACCACAACCACAACCACAACAACCACAACCACAACCACAACCACAACAACAACAACAAUUGCAAUUUUCAAGUAAUAAUAAUGGAACUUUUAAUAACAACAAUAAUUACAAUAAUGGUAGCUUUAAUAAUAAUAAUAAUAAUAAUAAUAAUAAUAAUAAUAAUAAUAGUGGCUUCAUUAACUCUAGUAAUGGUAAUAAUUUUAACAGCUAUAACAAUAAUAGUGGUAACAGCAACAACAACAACAACAAUAAUAAUAAUAACAACGUUAGUCAAUAUAGUAACGGGGUUAAUGGUAACAAUAAUAAUUAUAAUAAUGGCUUUAAUAACAACAUAAAUGGUAGUAUUGAUAAUAACAACAAUAAUAAUACUACUAAUAGUAAUAAUGUAUAUAAUUACCAAAAUAAAUCUUAUUCAGUAGAUGAUAGAUCAUCAUAUAAUCACAAACCAAAUUUUAUGCAACCAUCAUCACCAUCAAUGCAAGGUCAAUACUAUCCUUCUACAAAACCUAUCACUGGUAUGUCCCCAUUAUCACCUUUUUCAUCACCAGUUUCACCAUCGCAAACUUUAUUUAUAAAUAAUUCAAAUUCAAAUUCAAAUGUAAAUUCAUUUAAUAAUAACAAUAACAAUAAUAAUAGUUCGAAUAAUAGCAACAACAGCAAUAACAGUAAUAGAAUCUCACCCAAUUUAACAAGUAGUAACAUGUAUAGAAAUGACAAAGAUCAAUUUUAUAAUAGUAAUAACUCAAAUAAAGGAAAUUAUAAUAAUGCAAAUAAUAAUUCAAAUAACAAUAAUAAUAGAUUCUAUGAAAAAGAUAGAGAUCAAUACAAUAAUAACAAUAUCAAUAAUAAUAAUAAUAAUAAUAAUAAUAAUAGUAAUAAUAAUAAUAAUAAUAAUAAUAAUAAUAAUAAUAAUAAUAAUAAUAAUAAUAUUAAUAAUAAUAAUAACAAUAAUGGUAAUGGUUAUCAUUAUCAAAAUUAUAAUAAUAAUGAUAAUAGAGGUUAUAAUAAUAAUAGAAGGUCUGAUAAUGAUAAUAGUUAUGAAGAUGGAAGUAGUAAUAAUAAUAAUUAUAAUAACAAUAAUAGAGGGCAUCCAUAUAAAAAUAAUUAUCAUCACAAUAAUAAUCGUAGAAUAUAUAAUAAUAAUAACUGGAAAAGUCAAACAAAUUGA
Dictyostelium discoideum AX4 is the source of this 2022-nucleotide messenger RNA. RefSeq lists its product as hypothetical. The coding region runs from base 1 to 2022 and encodes 673 amino acids. The record is from RefSeq and is a predicted model, not a curated record. NCBI's taxonomy places the organism in Eukaryota, Evosea, Eumycetozoa, Dictyosteliales, Dictyosteliaceae. The transcript has a single exon.